Molecule: messenger RNA, 909 nt
Organism: Bufo bufo (common toad)
Lineage: Eukaryota; Metazoa; Chordata; Amphibia; Anura; Bufonidae
Product: extensin-2-like
Exons: 1
Coding region: 1-909 (302 amino acids)
Source: RefSeq, a predicted model, not a curated record
AUGCCACUCCGCACUAUAUACACACACACAACUAAAGGUAGAAGAUCAUCAUGUGGAGAGCUCAUACACACUGCACCUCCUAAAGGUAGAAGAUCAUCAUGUGGAGACCUCAUCUACACCGCACCUCCUAAAGGUAGAAGAUCAUCAUGUGGAGACCUCAUCUACACCGCACCUCCUAAAGGUAGAAGAUCAUCAUGUGGAGACCUCAUCUACACCGCACCUCCUAAAGGUAGAAGAUCAUCAUGUGGAGAGCUCAUCUACACCGCACCUCCUAAAGGUAGAAGAUCAUCAUGUGAAGAGCUCAUACACACCGCACCUCCUAAAGGUAGAAGAUCAUCAUGUGAAGAGCUCAUCUACACCGCACCUCCUAAAGGUAGAAGAUCAUCAUGUGGAGAGCUCAUCUACACCGCACCUCCUAAAGGUAGAAGAUCAUCAUGUGAAGAGCUCAUCCACACCGCACCUCCUAAAGGUAGAAGAUCAUCAUGUGGAGACCUCAUCUACACUGCACCUCCUAAAGGUAGAAGAUCAUCAUGUGGAGAGCUCAUCUACACCGCACCUCCUAAAGGUAGAAGAUCAUCAUGUGGAGACCUCAUCUACACCGCACCUCCUAAAGGUAGAAGAUCAUCAUGUGGAGAGCUCAUACACACCGCACCUCCUAAAGGUAGAAGAUCAUCAUGUGGAGAGCUCAUCCACACUGCACCUCCUAAAGAUAGAAGAUCAUCAUGUGGAGAGCUCAUCUACACCGCACCUCCUAAAGGUAGAAGAUCAUCAUGUGGAGAGCUCAUACACACCGCACCUCCUAAAGGUAGAAGAUCAUCAUGUGGAGAGCUCAUCCACACUGCACCUCCUAAAGAUAGAAGAUCAUCAUGUGGAGAGCUCAUCUACACCGCACCUCCUAAAGAUAGAUGA